This is a messenger RNA of Schizophyllum commune H4-8, 1651 nucleotides long. RefSeq lists its product as uncharacterized. Bases 171 to 1502 code for a protein of 443 amino acids. Gene Ontology annotation, molecular function: protein binding. The record is from RefSeq and is a predicted model, not a curated record. The transcript is spliced from 4 exons. NCBI's taxonomy places the organism in Eukaryota, Fungi, Basidiomycota, Agaricomycetes, Agaricales, Schizophyllaceae.
CACGACUUGUCCCGCCAUCAUCCGCUCGGCGCUCAGUGCACAGAAUCCAACCAGCGCUGACUUUGCGGACGGAAACCCUGACCUGUCUUUUGUCCUUGAGAUAUUGCCCAGAGCCCAGUACUUCUCCACAAGUCCUACCGACAUGACCCAAAAAGACAGCGGCGCAAGUCAUGACUUGCCCGACAAGCGCGAACCAGAAAUGUGCGGUCGCAAUUCCUGCCAUCGUUUCUGCUUUGAGGAUGGCAAUUGCAGAUACAGAUGACGGUGCAUUGUACAGGAUUCAUCGUUCCCUCUUUCAACAGCACUGUCCUCAAUUCGUCGCAAAGAACCUCCAGGAAUUGUCAGAGAAAGUUAUGCUUCUUCGCGACGUGGCAAGUCGCGACUUUCAGCGGUUCCUAUCCAUGGUCUAUCCCUCCGAGAUUGGUGGGUGCGACAUACGCUCGGUGGACGAAUGGACUUCCAUUUUGCGUAUUGCUACGAGGCUCUCUAUUCCUCCUCUUUACGCGCGUGCUAUUCGCGAGAUCGAAUCGACGGCCACACCCAUCGACAAGGCCGUCAUCGCACGCGAAUUCUAUCUCGGCGAAUCCUGGCUCCUACCCGCAUUCACCGAGAUCUGUGAGGCAGAUCGGUGGCUGGACUACGAGGAUGCCAAGCGCCUGGGUCUGCGCACCGUCGUCGAGAUAGGACGUAUCAGAGAAGAGCAACGUAGCGCUCGCGAUUUCGCCGCUGCCGUGCGCGCAAGUCCAGUCCUCGGGUCUUUGGAGUACAUUCCGUCACCUUCUCUGCCUUCAACCGACACGUUGCCCGGAUACUCCGUGGCGAGCCCUCAGGGACUUACCUCGACGGACAACACAGUUACGGACCAGACUCCCUUGUCUUCGGUUGUACGUGAUGUCGAAGGCCCCGAGACGGAUCGCAUACCUUCGCGCCAGAACGAUCUUGGCAUCAUUCACGCCGGAAUAAUGGACAUUAGCAACCGGCUAGCGCAUUCCACUCUCCGGCAACUCGAGAUGGCUGAAGCAGCCAACGUGCGCGACUACUUCUAUCCCACUAUCUGCGCCCUCGAACUGGCCCAUCGCAUCGAGACCGACAAGUCACCGGCCUCCGUAAUGCAGCUCGGAUGGCGUCAGGCUCGCUUGGAACAAUUCAUACAUGCUGAACUACGUCACCAUCCGGGCCAAGAAAAGGACGUGGUCGCAUCCAACUACUCAGAGUCCAAUAGCAGCGCAUGCAUUCAGGCCGCGGAGCACCCUCUCGCUAGGAUAGCGGCAAGACAGCUCCUGCAGCGUGGGUACUGUACCUGCGGUACUUUCGAUGCAACCCCUCCGCUGACCCCCGAGCGCCUCGUUAUCCGUAAUUUUCCGUCGGCGAAGGUGAAGGAGCAAGCGGAGAUGGAGUUGCGAAAGUAUGGCCUUGUCGUGUCCGAUAUCGAGGGCGCAAACACGAUGUCGAUAUGCGUGGAAGUACCUGCCCGUCUAGCGUACUAUCUUUUGACAGCGUGAGGUUCAUGUUAGGCUAUAUCAUUUGGCAAGGAAUACGCAAUGAACCAUUCGUGCCUUCGGCGGCAUCUUCUAUGGGUCACGUUGAAUCGGUAUCGAAGCCACGUGACGGCAAAUACAGACAAACUUCGAAUUCAUAAUCGAACCGUGCC